CGAAGACUAAGUCCCAAGAACCACACAAUAGCUUAGGAUAUGGAGAUAAAAAUGACAUAAUAGUAAAAGCUCAAGCAAAACCAGAUCUCUCCAAUGGCGGCUUCUUCUUCAACUGGCCGUAGAUGGAAAUAUGAUGUGUUUUUGAGCUUUAGAGGUGAAGAUACACGUGGUGGCUUCACAGACCAUCUCUACCAAGCCUUAUCGCGUAAAGGAAUAUCGACAUUUAGAGACGAAAAUGAGAUCAAAGAAGGUAGUGAAAUUUCUUUAGAUCUUUCAGCCGCCAUCGAAGCGUCAAGAUUUGCAAUCGUUGUGGUAUCAGAAAACUAUGCUUCUUCAAGAUGGUGUCUCGGAGAAUUGGUUAAGAUCUUCGAAUGCCAAGAUCAGUUCGGAACGACUGUUUUACCAAUUUUUUACAAAGUGAAUCCUUCUCUUGUAAGAAAUCAGAGAGGAAGUUUUGGUGAUGCUUUUCUUAAACAUGAAGAAAGAUUUGGAAAAGAUGAGUUUAAGGUCCAAAAGUGGAGGCAGGUUCUGACCAACAUUGCCAACCUUAAAGCAUGGCUUCCCCAAGAUUGGUCAUAUGAAUCAGAAGUGAUAGAAAAAAUCUGUGAAGAAAUAUGGAAAAGAAUCAAAAAGAGCUUAACAACAGUCAUUGAAGAAGGCCAACUUAUAGGAAUCACAUCAAAACUAAACCAAAUAUCUUCACUUUUAAUCCCAAACUCAGAAUCAGAAAAUGAUGUGAUGUUCAUAGGAAUACAUGGAAUGGGUGGCAUUGGCAAGACGACAGUAGCUAUGGCUCUCUACGAGCAAAUUCACGACGAAUUCGAAGCUCAUUGCUUCCUCUCGAACAUUCGAGAGACUUUCAAGACCCACAAUCUUCCCUAUUUACAAUCCAAACUCCUCACAAAGAUGUUUGCAAUAAACAACAAUGACAUAUAUGAUGCUCAAGAAGGCAUUGCUUUGAUAACCAAAGCAAUUUCUCAAAAAAAGUCACUUCUUGUACUAGAUGAUGUGGAUCAACUAGAACAAAUCACUGGAUUAAUUCCAAUUACGAAGAAAUGUUGUUUCGGAUACGGUAGUCGAGUCAUCAUUACAACAAGAAAUGCAGAUUUGAUGUCGAUAUUUGAAGCGAAACGAAUGUUCAAAAUGGGAGAACUUGAAUACAAGGAAGCAAUUGAGCUCCUUAGUUUGAAUGCUUUCAUGGAAAAAUGUCCUAAAGAAUGUUACUUGGAUCACGCCAAAAGUAUUGUGAAGCUUGUGGGAGGCCAUCCUCUUGCACUCAAAGUGUUAGGGACAUGUUUGAGAAACAAAGAUUUGAGUGUGUGGAAUUGUGUACUACAAGAGCUCCAAGAAGGUGGGAACAUUAUUGUUCAUGAACAAAUUUUCAAGUGUCUUAAAGUAAGUUAUGAUGGAUUAGAUGAAAAGGAAAAGGUGAUUUUUCUUGAUGUUGCUUGCUUCUUCAAGGGAAAGGCAAGAGAUGUUGUAGAAGAAAUUCUAGAUGGGUGUGGUCUUUAUGCCAAAAGAAGGAUUCAACUUCUAAUUCAAAAAUCUCUUAUAACAUUAUCUCAUGACAAUAAAUUACAAGUACAUGAUUUGUUGCAAGAAAUGAGUUGGAGAAUCGUUCGUCGAAAACUCGUUCAAGAUCGAUUUUGGUGCCACAAAGAUAUCAUCAAAAAUGUGUUUCAGGAUACAAAAGCAGACAUCCAAAGCAUAAUUUUGAAGUCAACAAGAAAUAUUGUUGAAAUCCCACCCAUUUUGUUUUCAAGAAUGCACCAACUUAGGCUGCUUAAUUUUCACAAUGUGAGACUGAAAAAGCACAUGGAAUAUUGCUGCAUUAUUCCAAGUGAGUUAAGAUAUUUGAAGUGGAAAGGAUGUCCCUUUGAGUUUUUGCCAUUUAGUAGUUCUCAAGAAUAUGAGCUUAUUCAACUUCACGUCUGCCAUAGCAACUUCAAACAAUUUUGGCAAGGACAAAAGCAUUUGGGGAAGUUGAAGUAUAUCAAACUGAAUCAUUCUAAGAGACUUUUGAGAACUCCAGACUUCACACAAGUUCCAUAUCUUGAAAGAUUAGAGCUGGAAGGUUGCACAAGUUUAGUCAACAUUCAUCCAUCCAUUUUUGUUGCAAAAAGACUCAUUUUUCUAAGCUUGAAAGAUUGCAUCAAUCUCACCAAACUUCCAUCCCAUAUUACCAUUGAGGUUCUUGAAGUCCUAAUUCUCUCAGGUUGUUUAAAGCUCAAAAAACUCCCAGAAUUUACAGGCAACACAAGUAGAUUACUACAACUCCAUUUGGACAACACCUCCAUUGCGUCCCUACCUUUAUCUAUUACAACCUUGACAAGCCUAACAAUGCUAAGCUUAAAUAAUUGUAAAAGGUUGUUCCACAUUCCUACAACCAUUAAAUGGCUGGUGUCUUUAAGCCACGUCAGUCGACCCUCGAAGCUUGAAAACCGAAAAAGAAAAUUGGAUGAUGUUGAAGGGUUGGAGGAGCUCGAUGCACGAGAAACAAGAAAAAGAAGAGACGGUAAUGAUAAUAAUAAGGAUGAGGGUGGAUGUAAUAAAGUAAGACGGGUGUUGUUAUGGUUAUGCAGAACUCUAGGAAGCAAUAAUGUUUUUGGGAUUUCGUUGGUGUUUCGUCUACAAUCUCUUACCAAACUGGAUCUAAAGGAUUGCAACCUGAAAUCUAUCCCGGAAGAAAUCGAGUACUUGGUGUCAUUAAGAGAGCUGAAUAUUUCGGGUAACAACUUCUUACAAUUUCCCAUGAGCAUUUCUCGACUUUAUAACUUGAAAAGAUUGAUUAUGAACCGAUGCAAGAUGCUUCAAUAUUACCCGAAGCUUCCUCCAGCGAUCAGGAAGGCACGGUCAGUUGAUUGUUUUAUGGUGGAAAUGUUUCCAAAUUCAACUAAAGAGGGGGGUUCAUAUUUGGUGAAUUUAAUUGCUACAGACUAGCUAACAACAAACUCUAUAAGUCGAUCACGUCCAGUCAAAAUGGAGCAUUUAACAUCCUAGUACCUAGAAAUGAGAUUGCAGAGUGGCUUACAACAACAAAAAUGGGAUCUUCAAUUCUGAUAUUUGCAUGUGCAAAUAUCAGAAUGAAAUAGUGCGGAAUUCGUUUGAUAAGUAUGGAAUAAGAGAAGGAGGUAAUGAGAUUGUGUACCCUUAUCAGUAACAAGACAAUUGUUAAAAAGGUCAUAACAUACACAAUAUUCAGUCUAUGCCUUUGUUGAUAAAAGCUUAUAUACCUCACUCUGUCAUGUGCUUUGGUUUGUGGAUACUGGAUUAUAUCCUUUCACAUUUUUGAA
Messenger RNA from Benincasa hispida (wax gourd), 3293 nucleotides. RefSeq names its product TMV resistance protein N-like. The record is from RefSeq and is a predicted model, not a curated record. Gene Ontology annotation, biological process: signal transduction; defense response. NCBI's taxonomy places the organism in Eukaryota, Viridiplantae, Streptophyta, Magnoliopsida, Cucurbitales, Cucurbitaceae. Gene Ontology annotation, molecular function: protein binding; ADP binding.